Molecule: messenger RNA, 5250 nt
Organism: Limulus polyphemus (Atlantic horseshoe crab)
Lineage: Eukaryota; Metazoa; Arthropoda; Merostomata; Xiphosura; Limulidae
Product: 1-phosphatidylinositol 3-phosphate 5-kinase-like
Exons: 30
Biological process (GO): intracellular signal transduction
Molecular function (GO): 1-phosphatidylinositol-3-phosphate 5-kinase activity; ATP binding; metal ion binding
Source: RefSeq, a predicted model, not a curated record
GAUUAUGUCCGAAAGGGGAAAUAAACAGUUAUGAAAAGGAAAUCCAGCUGAAGUGAAGAAAAGGUGGAAUGCAGAACUCUGAGAAGCAGAAUCCUCGUCUUCUGGCUAAAAAGCUUGAGUCUCCAACAUCCCUGACCGAGUUUGCCCCUCUCAGUUCUGAUGAAAAGCCUCAGAGCAUAAGUUCCUUAAUCAGUUCUUUGUUCCGCAGAAAUAAAAGUCAACAAAAUCUUACACUUAAAGUUCCGGAGAUUAAAAAAAGUGAAACUGAUAGAAGUUCCAGUGAGGUUUUUUCAUCUCCCGAAGAUGAAGAAACAAGAAAAACAUCAGUACCAGAACCAUGGUCUAGUGGGCAUAAAAUAAUUUACACUGGUUUCUUAUCUCACAGUGUUAGUAACGAUAGUUUAAAUGGUCGUACCCUGAAAUCGAGAGACUGGUCUGAAACACACUCAGAUGGCAGUGCAGCAGAUACCCAGGAUGUGCAAGUGCAAGAUGUUCGCUACACUAGAAAUGUUACGAACGUACUUCGAAGAAUAGUGAACAUAAUAGACCGCAAGAACUUGAGUACACAAUCUUACAAAGACAGUGACUUGAAGCAGUAUUGGAUGCCAGAUAGCAACUGUAAAGAAUGUUAUGAAUGUGGAGACAAAUUCACUACCUUUCGCCGUCGUCAUCACUGUCGAAUCUGUGGACAGAUUUUCUGUAGCCGUUGUUGUAAUCAAGAGAUUCCAGGAAAGAUUAUGGGGGUUGCAGGGGAUCUUAGAGUCUGCAUGUACUGUUGUAAAGUUGUGUACUCCUACAUGAAGUCUCUUGGAUCUGAUGCGGAGUUGUCUGGAGAUAUGCGUUAUGCAUUGGAGGAUUUGAAGAAAAAGCUCAAUUUUCUACCGGGUCAUUCUUCAAGUGGAAGUCUACCAGAACUUGGUAUGUGGGGACCAUCUCGAAGGAAAAAUUCUGUUGGCUUUCGAGAAGAAGAAAUAGCAAAAGCAAAGUCUUCAAGUAGAACAGAUGUUAGUGAAUUCUCAUCCACACCAGAUCUUACUGCAUUAUCUCCACAAAGGCAGACAUUUUCACCAGAUCAUAUUGCCUUACAAGAACUUUGGGCUCAAAUACAGCAUCCAGUGAAUGGACUGGAUUUUCAGAAUCAUCGACACCGACUUCGAAAUUAUCCCAUGUGCAUUGUAGGAAGUGAACUAAUAGAGUGGCUUUUAUCCCAAAACAAAGCAAAGACACGGUCUCAAGCUGUAUCAGUAGGACAGGCCUUGGUGGAUGCUAGGUUUCUAGAGUGUGUUGUAUCUCAAGACCAGAACUUCAUUGAUGGUUACUCUCUCUAUAGACCAGGGGAGGCUAGUACUUUAGAUAGCUCUGUAUUACCAGUCAUUGGACCUACCUUACCAGCCAACCAAGAAGGCUCCGAACCUCUUUGGGUCAAGGAAAUACAACAAGCUGAUCGUAGUAGUCCAUAUGCUGACACAGAUGAUACUGCAGAGCUUAUAGAAGUAGACCCUGGGAACUUUUCAAGCAGUCACACAAAUGACAAAGAUGGCAGGCUAUCUCUUAGUUCUUCAACUUUCUAUCUUAACAUGGACAUAGAAGGGGCAAAGGUUAUGGCCUCAAGACCAAGAAUUCCAGUGGCUGAAGUUAACCAGUCAGAAAGUGACAAUGUAGUUAGCUCUGCUAGAGAAAUUCCAUCCUGUGAUGUUGAAGUUGUGGAUGAUUCACACCGAGGAUUUAGUGGGUCUCCCAUCAGGGACAACUUCUUGAAAGGUGCUCUCUUGAUGAAUAAGAAGGAAGGACAAAAUGUUGAGGAAAUUUCCAUUCCAAGAGGAUGGCACAACAACCAACAGUUACGUGAGGACAAUGGAGAAAAGCUGGCCUUUGAGCGUCUCAACUGUAGCUACAGUUCACAUGAACAAGCAUUACUUCGUCAGCUACUCAGCUCGGAAGGACUGUCUCUCCAAUGGGUGGACAUUCUCUCUUCUAUCAUUCAUAAAGUUAGCGAAACUGUUAGACCAGAUGUAAAACACGAUGGUGAUGAAAUGGAUAUUAGACAGUAUGUACAGAUAAAAAAGAUUCCUGGAGGCACAAAGGCAGAAUGUUCAAUUGUUAAUGGUGUGGUAUGCAGUAAGAAUGUUGUUCAUAAGAUGAUGAGACUAAACAUUCUGAAUCCUACAAUUAUGUUGCUGAGCUCUUCAAUUGUGUAUCAAAGAGUGGAGAACAAGUUAUCAUCCCUUGAUCCCAUUAUCAUGCAGGAACACGAGUAUUUAAAAAACAUCGUUGCCAAACUAUCUGUCUACAAACCAGACGUGCUUUUAGUUGAAAAGACUGUUUCCAGACUCGCUCAAGAGAUGCUUCUAGAUAUGGGAAUCACCUUAGUCAUUAAUGUUAAACCUACUGUUAUGGACAGAGUAGCUCGAUGCACACAAGCUAGUAUUAUUUCUUCAGUUGAUGCUCAACUGGGUAAACCCCAUCUUGGAAUCUGCCAUCAUUUCAACAUCCAGACAUUUAUGCUUGGCAAAGGAAGAACUAAAACGUUGAUGUUUUUUGAUGGAUGUGCUGCCAAUCUGGGCUGUACUAUUUUAUUGAGAGGGGCAUCUGCUACAGAACUAAAAAAAGUUAAACAGAUAACACGGUUUAUGGUAUAUGUUGCCUACAAUUGGCGACUGGAACGUUCCUUUUUGAUGGAUGAGUUUGCAAUGCCACCACCUCAGCCAGAUGAACUCCCUGUUAUUGUGGAAUCCAAUGAACAUGGUGUGUUACAUGAGUCAAAUCAACUACCAGAAGAUAAAGAUAAAUCAUCCAGUGACCAUGAAGAUGAGCUGGAUGCUACUAGGACAACUACUCCAAUUAGCCAUGAACCAAAACUCCCUCACAGACCUACUACUUUGUUUUUUAAAAACUCAUCAACUGUUGACCAUGAAAAUUCUAAAUCAAGAAACAACAGUGAGGAAGGUACAUCCAAGAGGGAACCAAAGUACAUUGAAGAUUGUAGUGAUCCCUUGAGGUUGUACCAGCAGUCAGAAGAUGACUCCAUUUUCCAUCACAGUGGUAGUAUCUUGCAAGAAGCUUCUUUACCUUUUACUAAUCAUUUCAGGAAAGCUCUAGAUGAUGUCAUAUUGUGUUGUUCUCCUAAUAUCAGAGUGAAUUUACCAUACUUGGAGACAGAGGCAGGGAGAAACUGUGAGCUUCGUCAGUUUUUUCCAGAAGAAAUUUACUGGUCUGCACAGUUUCUUCGAGAAGAAGGAAGUGGACGAAAGAUUAGCACACAAGAAUUUGAUGAUUUCUCAGUUCAUUCUCUAAAUACUAUAAAUCAUGAAUCAGUUGAGUUACUUCCAUAUCACCCUUUUGUUUUUCAAAAAUUGACUUGUGAUAUCCAAGAAUCACUUUCCUUACAGUCCAUGCUGGCAGACUUUCGUGCUCGGGGAGGAAGGUACCGUCUACUAUGUCCCCAUGAUAGAGUAUCUAGGGAACAGGAUAGAAAAAGUUUGAAAGAGGAUUCUUCAAAUAACCUUGUAAAUAUGAAAAACUCUGAAUUUCCUUCACAGACAGAGACGUAUUGGGAAGGAAAGGUUGAUGCACUCCAUCCUUAUAACCACCAACGAUUAGUGGUGUUGUUUUGUAGUUACUCGCCUGCCUCCUACAAUGCUCCACUCUAUUGUGUUAGUCCUUGGGUUGUCAACAUGGACUUUUAUGGAAGAAAUGAUAUACCUAUAGGAGGUUUUUUAGAGAGGUAUUGCUUUAGGUCCACUUAUGCUUGUCCAAGCCAAACAUGUGAUAAACCAAUGACAGAACAUAUUAGAAAGUUUACUCAUGAGAAUGGCUGUGUUCAAAUCUUGCUGCAUCGUCUAGAAACUCCUAUUUCUGCUGCCCAGAAUAAUAUUCUUAUGUGGAGUUGGUGCCACAAAUGUGGGCUGCUUACACCUCUUGUGCCUUUGUCUCAAGACACUUGGUCUUUGUCUUUUGCCAAAUAUCUGGAGCUUCGUUUCCAUGGCAGCCAGUAUGGAGUAAGAACAGUAUCAGAAUGUGGUCACUCAAAGCACCAUGACCAUCACCAGUAUUUUGCACAUAAGCAUGUUGUUGCUUCAUUCAAGUAUACUCCUAUUGUGAUGAGAGAGCUUGUCUUGCCAUCAUCUGUGAUAAAAAUUGAACAACAGGCUGUAGCAUCUAUCAAGCAUGCUACAAUAGAAGAAAUAAAGCAUCUAGCCAUCAGUGGAUACAGUGUGUAUAGCACUAUAGUAGAAAGACUGUGUUCCCUAAAAGCAGACUUCCAGGGUACAAGGUUUGAAAAAAGCAUAAAUGAAAUGAUGACAAGCCAACAAGAUGAAAGAACUAAAUUUCGAGAGAAAAUUGAGGAAGUUCAACUUCGAUUGACUUCACCUUCUUUAGAAGAAAUCGAUGUAAGCCAAGGGAAUGAGAGGAACAACAAAGACACGUAUCGCCCUGUGUGGAGAAUUGUUGACACUGUCGUGCAGUUAAGAUAUCAAAUUGCAGAGGCUGUUCAAAACUGGAACUCAAAGAUCCAAGACUUUAUGACAACUACUAAGAAGGAGGAUAGGUUAUCUAAAGGAGCAGGUGUUGCUCAGAAACCUGCCCCUGGGUUCCAGCAGCUUCCAGUUUCUCCAGGUUUUGAUGUGUCUCACGACACAUGUUUAACUGAAGUACUUCUUUCCAGUGGUAGUCAGAAGUUUUUAAAUAUUGAGCUUCCUAAAACAUUGACUCAGACAACAGUUGAAAACCUAAGCAUACCAGAAGAUGAUCCUUCAAAGAAUCUUCAGGAAAUGGUCAUUACAUCAAGUACUGAGAUCAUUGAGGAAGAUUCCAGUCUUCUCCAGCCCCCAUUCUUGAGUGGGUCUAACAAAGACCUGAAUCAAUCCAUCUCUUCUGAAAGCUAUUAUUCACAGACUUCGUCUUUCUCUGAGUUAGGACUGUCAUCAACAGAGCAGAAAGCCCCUAAUCCUUCCCUAGAACCACUGAAACCAAACUUAACUGCUUCUAUGAAAAAGUUUCCUAGUACAGUUCUCUUCAGAGGAGAGUCUGGUAUUCCAAUCCUACACAGGGUAAACAGUGAACCUGUAAAUGUUGGCAGAGGCCCAGUAUCUUCACUUGUGGAUAACAAACAAGAUAAGAUAUUAGAAGGCCUGCAGGCCAGUUUUUCAUCAGUCUGCACUAACUCCCUCUCAGUAAGAGGAGAAGAUGCAGAGGAGUCAGUAGAGAGCCAUGAUAGUAGUUGUGAUAUAACAGAUAUUCAACAAUAUG